This is a messenger RNA of Fragaria vesca subsp. vesca, 2249 nucleotides long. RefSeq names its product GABA transporter 1-like. NCBI's taxonomy places the organism in Eukaryota, Viridiplantae, Streptophyta, Magnoliopsida, Rosales, Rosaceae. The transcript is spliced from 7 exons. The record is from RefSeq and is a predicted model, not a curated record. Gene Ontology annotation, cellular component: plasma membrane. The coding region runs from base 370 to 1788 and encodes 472 amino acids.
UAUAUGGUUGUCUUAUCCCCUCUCCCGAUCUCUGUGUGUGUAGGUGUGAAACGUUUAGCUUGUAGUGGUACGCAAGACAGGCAAGAGGUAGCCAUUUUGACAACCUCUCACUCGCUAGUAGCUGUCGCCUUCCUUUGAAUAUUUUGAAGAAGCUGGGGAUCAUCGAUAAUCAACGCCACCCCGGCCAGUUGACUCUACUGCAAGUCGGCUAGCUGAUUCAACUAUAUAAUAUAUCCAUGCAUGUUAAUGAGGCUCUGAUUCUAUCUCAUCAGAUAUUCUGCUUCUGAUUCUGAUUCAUCUCCCCCCUUCUCGUCUAUUCUUGUUUCCCAUUCUAGCGCGCGGUGGAGAGGAAGAGAGAAACAGAGAGAGAUGGGGACGCUGGCACCAAACUCCAUAGCAGCAGAAGCACACGAUCGGAAUCAUCAAGAUCAAGUAGUAGAUGGUAAUCAUGCCAAGGUUGUUGGCGAUCAUGAUGCUGAUGAUGACAAACUGGAUGCUGGUGCUAAGUUUGUUCUUAAAUCCAAAGGAUCGUGGGUGCACUGUGGUUAUCAUUUGACGACAUCAAUAGUUGCUCCACCACUGCUAAGUCUGCCAUACGCUUUCACAUUUCUGGGAUGGACGGGCGGAAUUGUUUGUUUGGUCAUCGGAGCAUUAGUGACUUUCUAUUCAUACAACUUGAUCUCUCUGGUGCUCGAGCACUACGCUCAGUUGGGACAUCGCCAUCUUCGGUUCCGAGACAUGGCUCGUGACAUUCUUGGUCCCAAAUGGGGUCGCUAUUUUGUUGGUCCAAUUCAGUUCCUGGUAUGCUAUGGUGCUGUUGUGGCUUGCACUCUUUUGGGAGGGCAAUGCAUGAAGGCAGUUUAUAUGCUGACAAACCCAAAUGGGAGCAUGAAACUUUACGAGUUUGUGAUCAUAUUUGGAUGCUUCAUGCUGAUCUUGGCCCAAAUCCCAUCAUUUCACUCACUCAGGCACAUCAACCUGGUCUCCAUGAUCCUUUGCCUGGCCUAUAGUGUUUGUGCUACUGCUGCUUGCAUCCAUAUUGGAAGCUCUUCAAAAGGGCCAGCAAAGGACUAUUCCUUGAAGGGCAACAGUCAGAAUCAGAUUUUUGGGAUCUUUAAUGCCAAUGCCAUCAUUGCUACGACAUACGGCAAUGGUAUCAUUCCAGAAAUUCAGGCAACAAUCGCACCACCAGUGAAGGGAAAGAUGUUCAAGGGAUUGUGUGUUUGUUACACAAUAGUCACAAUGACUUUCUUCAGCGUUGCGAUAUCUGGCUAUUGGGCAUUUGGUAACCAAUCUGAAGGUCUCAUCCUUAGCAACUUCUUGUCCGAUGGUAACCCUUUGGUGCCAAAGUGGUUCAUUUUCAUGACCAACAUUUUCACCAUACUCCAACUUUCAGCUGUUGGUGUGGUUUAUCUGCAGCCCACAAAUGAAGUACUAGAGAGAGCAUUUGCAGACCCAACAAGCAAAGAGUUUUCAGCUCGAAAUGUGAUCCCGAGGAUGAUCUCUCGGUCACUGUCUGUCAUCACGGCAACAACCAUAGCAGCAAUGCUUCCCUUUUUUGGGGACAUCAAUGCAGUUAUUGGAGCUUUUGGUUUCAUGCCCCUCGACUUCAUCUUGCCUGUAGUCUUCUUCAACUUGACCUUUAAACCAUCAAAACGAAGCUUUAUUUUCUGGUUGAACACCACUAUUGCCGUGGUGUUCUCAAUCAUGGGGGUUUUAGCAGCAAUUGCAGCUGUAAGACAAAUUAGCCUGGAUGCCAAUAGUUACAAGUUAUUUGCCAAUGUAUGAUCUCAUCAUCUCAUCAGGGAAAUAUCACUCUUGUGUAUGAGCAUUCAGCUGAACUACCAUAGGUCAUUGCUUGGGUGCUUGGGAGGAAUCCAUGGUAUGUCUCUGGUUUGAUUCCCACAAUUGUAAUCAAAAUAGCUUUAGCUUUCCACCCUGUACAAUGACCCUAUGAUUUACAGAAACUCUCAUUCUAAGACUAUCAUGUACUCUAAUUUGGGAGGGAAGAAAUAAUGUAAUAGGAUCUUCAAGAUUGAGUCAAACCUCCUAUUGUGAUCGAUGAUCAUCAUUGCCUUCUCAACACAACAAGAUAAAAGCUUACAUACAAGCUGUUCCUGUUGCUGACAUGCGUAUUCCUGUCUUUGUAAGUUUGUAUUGCCAAUGAUGUUUGUUGCUCUAUCCCUUGCUGUUAGUGCUUCCCCUCUUUAUAUUGCUGAUAAUGCAUAUUUGCUCUCUUUGUAUCUCUG